Chiloscyllium plagiosum (whitespotted bambooshark) is the source of this 1662-nucleotide messenger RNA. The record is from RefSeq and is a predicted model, not a curated record. NCBI's taxonomy places the organism in Eukaryota, Metazoa, Chordata, Chondrichthyes, Orectolobiformes, Hemiscylliidae.
CCGAAGCGUUGAUUUUCCUGCUCCUUGGAAGCUGCCUGACUUGCUGUGCUUUUCCAGCAACACACUCUCAACAAUGAAAAUGGAAGAUGUUAGACUAUCAACUCAGUUGAAGUAUAACUGAAGAGGCAAAUAACUCAGAAGACGAACAAAGGCAGGAGAGUCCAGAGAUCUGAGACUAGCCAGCUGCUUCAUAAUGAUGUGUGCUCCAUCUAAGGCUGCAAUACUGUGGAAAGAUUGCUCUCUGGAGCCAGAAGUGAUCAUCACCAUCAGGAGGAGAAAAAAAGAACAAUCAGAGGGAAAAAAAAAUCUUAUCCCAGCACAACUGAUCAAAUCAAUGGCAAAAAUAGGAAAUAAGUUACAAAUUUUAACAGCGUUAAAAUUGUGGACACUUCCAUCGUCAUUGUAAAGGUCAUAAAUUUACUCUUUAAAAUAGUAAAGAGCCUGUCUUUGAAGAAACCUUUUCCAAGGUUGCUCUCCCGGUCUAAUGAGCCAAUCAAAAAACACUACAUCCACCUGUUCAGUGAGAGUAGGAUACCCCAGAGCUAAGUUAAACUGUAGUGUUGGAGACAGUCUAACACUGAAUUGUACAGUUCUGUUCUGCCCUCAAGAUCUUCUUGUGACUUACUGGUGUAAGAUACUUAUGAACACCUGUCAGCGACUGAAUAGUUCAAAGAAUCAGCAGCUCAAUUCACAUUCUUCUGAAAACACUGAAAGAAUGUUACUAGUGGUUUUCACAGUCCCUUCUGUUACCUUGGCCGACAGUGGCAGAUAUUCCUGUCAUGCUCAACAAAAUGGUGUGGAAUCACAGGGACACUCGAUUAUUGUGAACGUAUUUGAAAAUACAAAAACUGCCUGCUCUCUCUCGAUACUGCACCAGAGGGCAGUUUUUAAUUACAGUGUUGGAGAUAGUCUAACCUUGAAUUGUACAGUUCAGUUCUGUGUUAAUGAAGUACAACUGCCUGAGGCUCACUGGUGUAAGAUGUAUGGAAAUCUUUGUCAGCCAGUGACUGGAAGGACUCAUUAUCCAAACAUAAGCUAUUCUCUUCAGGACAGGGAAAUGAAGAUGUCAGUGAUACACACUGUUACUCAUGUUGAGCUGAGUACAAGCGGCUUUUACCAGUGUCAAGCAACACAAGGAGCUGUAACCACAGUGGGCCAGCUUGUUCGUGUAAAUGUGACAGAAGGUUCACCAACACAUUCUGUGUGGAGGUGGUACAACAUCGGCAGAUGGGUCGCAUUUGGUUUGAUGGCCAUGAUGCCUAUAUCAUUGUGUAUCCUGGGGUGUGGCUAAGGACAAUAUUCAGUUGACAUCACCACUGAUCCUUGCUGUUCUCUACAAUUCAUCAACCAUUGGUAGCUCCAAAAGGAACAACAUCUGGCCACGACAUAUCCCACAAGCAAAACCACACUGAAGCAGCACUCUUCAGACAGCCCAGCAUUCAAUACGACCUUAUUAAUUAAAAUUCACAGAAAGAUUUCAUGCUAGCAAGAACACAGGCUAUAGCAAUUAUGCAGAAUCGUAUCUUCUUGUAGAGAAAACAGAUUAUGGAGUGGAUUUUACGUGCCGCUGCUAAUACAUCUAAAGGCAAUUAUGCUGAUGGUGGUGCUGGUACUGUCAUAAAAUUCAGCUUGAUGUUUGUCUCUUUUUGUUUCAUAAUAAAU